AUGACAGAACAAAACGACGUCAACGAGCUUGUUCCAGACCUUUCGAAUCUCACGCUCAACAACAGCUUCAGCACACAGUCUGACGCCGCAUCCCACGAGCUUCCAGCAACGAUUCACCACCCAGUCGUCCUCACAGCACCUACAAAUCCGCACACGGCACUACAAGAACUUGUCAAGGUCGACGACGAGCUGAGGCUAUGGCUCGACCACACGGGGUUCUUUGACCUUGCCCACCGGAAGCGAGUGCUCGACGGCGUGAGAGAACUGCAGGGCCUGGAAGCAGAAAGGGCCAAAGUCCUCGAAAAGAUUCAAAGCAGCAAGCCAUCGGGGCAGCCCGUAUCUGACCCUUCUCUAUCCGCCAACUCGACCCCCACGCUGAAAAAGCUUCACUUCAGAGAAGACGCAGCGUACGGAAUCGCGAGUCCACCACGUGAGCCAGCUGCUCACGCGAGGAGCCGCCCAGACGUAAUGGUGCCUAUGAUGGGAGACACGGAACAGCUAUCUGGCAGACUUGGACCGAGAAGGAUAGACACCCGCUACUUUUUGGUCAAAUCGUCCAACACGACCAACGUUUAUAUGUCACGGAGAGAUGGCCUAUGGAUAACACAAGCCAAAAACGGCCCCCUCUUUACACAGGCUUUCCGAGAAUGCAGGUCCGUUGUGCUCUUCUUCUCGAUUAACAAGUCCAAGGCAUUCCAGGGAUACGCGAAAAUGACGUCCGCCCCUGACCACAGCAUCCCACACCCUCCGUGGAUCGUGAGCACCACAAACGACAUGCACACCACGGCCCCGUUCCGAAUCGAUUGGAUCAACGAGGCAGAAACGCCCUUUUCACAACUCGGCGAUCUCAAGAACCCGUACAACGAGUACAACCCCGUGUUUGUAGGCCGGGACGGCCAGGAAUACUCCGAGGACUGCGGGCGUUUCAUGAUGGGCGUCAUGGACCGCGUCAAGGCCGCGCAGGGGUCACACGCUCCCUGUGCCCCGACAGGUGCCCAUGCCAGCAGGCAAAAGAGCAAGGCCGAGGCGAGGAGGCGCUAUGCUGCGGCUGCUGGUCUGGCUUCUUCUGGGAGUCAGCCGCGUGAUGUUGGGCUGGGAGGAUCGAGGUGGAGGCCCCAGGCGCCCUCGCCAGUGUUCCUGAGCUUGGAUUCCGAGCCGGUGCACCAUGGAGAGGAGGAUCUGCUGCUGGCCUUGCCCUGA
Molecule: messenger RNA, 1200 nt
Organism: Metarhizium brunneum ARSEF 3297
Lineage: Eukaryota; Fungi; Ascomycota; Sordariomycetes; Hypocreales; Clavicipitaceae
Gene: YTHDC1
Product: YTH domain-containing protein 1
Biological process (GO): mRNA splicing, via spliceosome; regulation of alternative mRNA splicing, via spliceosome
Cellular component (GO): nucleoplasm
Molecular function (GO): mRNA binding; N6-methyladenosine-containing RNA reader activity
Source: RefSeq, a predicted model, not a curated record